Ipomoea nil (Japanese morning glory) is the source of this 693-nucleotide messenger RNA. RefSeq names its product flowering-promoting factor 1-like protein 3. Lineage: Eukaryota; Viridiplantae; Streptophyta; Magnoliopsida; Solanales; Convolvulaceae. Gene Ontology annotation, biological process: regulation of flower development. The transcript has a single exon. Bases 95 to 403 code for a protein of 102 amino acids. The record is from RefSeq and is a predicted model, not a curated record.
UCAUCAUCAUCAUCUCCUCAGUCCGAAGGCACCCCCGGCCUCAGCUCCCUUAAUCACGUACUCCCGCCGCUCUCCGUCGUCUCCGAUCAUCAUCAUGUCCGGCGUUUGGGUGUUCAACAACGGCGUGGUCCGGCUGGUGGAGAACCCCGGCGAGUGGCAGGGCCGGAAAAUGCUGGUCCACCUCCCGACCAACGAGGUUAUAACCUCGUACGCCGUCCUGGAGCGGAAGCUGUUGGCCCUGGGGUGGGAACGCUACUACGACGACCCCGAACUCCUCCAGUACCACAAGCGAUCAACGGUUCACCUCAUUUCCCUUCCAAAGGAUUUUAAGAAGUUCAAGUCUAUCCACAUGUACGAUAUUGUCGUCAAAAACAGGAAUGAGUUCGAAGUCAGAGAUAUGUAGAUAUAUCAUAUAUGUCUGUCUGUCUCUACCCGUUGGGUUAUCCCAAUUCAUCAUCUCUCUCUCUCGUUUGUUUUUUAUUUUUGAUAUUUUGGGUGCCAUUUUAGUUAGUUCUUGUCUGGGGUGUUUUGUAAUUUGUGUACUUUUUUUUUUUUUUUUUUUUUUGUUUGUUUGUUUGUUUCUUUUUAAGUUGAGGCCAUGAUCUGAUCAAGGUGAUGCCUCGUACAAAAAUUACAGCUUGUAAAAUUUCACAAAAGGGUGACAUGCUUUCUUAAUUGAGUGCUUUGAUUAUU